Nelumbo nucifera (sacred lotus) is the source of this 1131-nucleotide messenger RNA. RefSeq lists its product as uncharacterized. Lineage: Eukaryota; Viridiplantae; Streptophyta; Magnoliopsida; Proteales; Nelumbonaceae. The record is from RefSeq and is a predicted model, not a curated record.
CCUCCUCUGCUUCUCUUCUCACUUCUCAGGUCUCGGGAGAAAUAGAGCGAGAGAGAUAUCGACUGGUUUGUGUUUGUUCAAAGGAUUCAACCUUUCGAAGUUUCGUUUCAGUCGAUUUCCAUAGACAGAGUGGAAACUGUGGGAUAGUAUCUGUUAAUCGAAAUUUUUGAAAUGUCUGUAAUUUCUGAACUUGUGCUUUUUGACGGAGAAAAGGUUGAAGAAGGUGAGUGGGAGAAGGAGAGAUAGCAAGAAGACCAUAAGAGUGUGAUCGCUUCGACUCGGCGUCUCUGUACGUUUUAAGGAUUCAAGGAGUCGGCAAAUCGAUUGAAGCUGGUCGACCAGGAGACGGUCUUAAAAAAAAAGGAAUUUGGACCGGGAGAUAUCUUCAAAACGGUUUACGGCAAUGUCUGCUACUGUUCUAAGCGAUUCGAUGGCCAUGACCAAUCCGGAAUCUCAACCGACUACAAUUGAAAUCGGCGGGCAGAGUGAAGUCGAGUUUGCGAAAUGCGAUUGCUGCGGAUUAACAGAGGAAUGCACGCCGGCCUACAUAGCUAGAAUAAGGGAGAGGUAUCAAGGACGGUGGAUCUGCGGCCUCUGCGCAGAAGCUGUCAAAGAUGAGAUUGUCAGAUCGGAGAGGCUGAUUAGUACUGAAGAAGCCUUGAAUCGACACAUGAACUUCUGUAAGAAGUUCAGAUCAUCAACUCCACCUUCGAACCCUACAGAGCAUCUAAUUUCCGCCAUGAGACAGCUUCUUCGCAGAAGCUUAGACUCUCCGAGAGCCCUGAGGUCGACGCCUAGCAGUCCUCUCAGGAAGGAAAGCGAGGUUCGCCCUCCAUCCCUUGCUCGAUCCGAAAGUUGUUUCCCAAGCCUGGCAGGUUGAAUCAAAGCACAUUACAGAGGUAAAAAAAAAAAAAAAAAAAAAAAAAAAAAGAGAGAGAGCAAGGAAGAAAAAUAGAGAAAUUGAAUAAUUGCAGCAACAUUUAGCUUAGGUUAGUUAGGAUUUAAUGGUUUAUAGACUUCCCUGUUAUUAGUGAUUGAUUCUUAGGUUUUUGUUUCUUUCUUGCUCAUUUUCUGGAUUUUAAUUGUUAUUAUUCUGCUUUCGGGAUGAAUCAAAAUUGGCUGCUUUAUUUA